AUGCUCGACGACGCCAAGAUCCGGUCGCCGACAUCCUCGGACCCGCUCCUCGACGGCGGCGAGCGCGGCUCAGACCACGACACGCUCGAGCUGGAGGAGCUCGGUGAGCUGCCGAGGUGGGCUUCUCCCCCGGCUGUCGGCCUCCCGAGGAAUGGACGAUGCCGCAUCUUCGAGCGGGUCGCUCUCGUGGUCCUCGCCGUCCUCGUCCUCGUCGUCAUCCUCGAACCGAGCCUACCUUCUGCCGCCACCGCCAACGUCAAGACGUUCCUCGGCAUCCACCCGCAGGACGACGAUUGCGACGCCUACGCGCUACCAGGCGUGCUGCGCUUCGACUACGAGAACCGGUCGGCCAACUUCUGGGAGCCCGCACUCUCGCAGUGCAGGCCGCGCGACUACAUGACGGCCCUCGCGUCCGAUCGAGAUGCCGAUCACGAGCUCGACUUCCUGCGAGGACGCGUCGUCGUCUUCUUCGGCGACUCGGUUGACCGAUUCGCCCUCAAGCACUUCUGCGACUUCUGCGCCGGCGAGCUCGAGACGAUCGGCAAGGACCACCCGUUGAUGCCGCCGCUGCCUCUCGGACGGGAACACGCUCCUCCAGGGUACGUCUCGCACCGCAACACGACCGACUGGCCUGCGUCCGAGAUGGGCGUCCCGCACGUGUGCCGCGUCGAGCGGCAUGAUUUCCACCUCGUCAACGUCUUCCAGUUCGGCCUCUUUCCCGAGGACGAGGCCUUGACGAGGCACCAUCACUUCCUGCCUCCCGGUGACUUUGAGGGUCGCUUCGACACGUUCGUCGUGCCCCUCCUCGAGAACCUCGCCGAGCGCCGCCGAGCCGACCGAGCUGCCGCCCUCGCCGCCCCGACGUCCGUCUCGCCCGCAUCGUCCUACCCGAUAUCGGCCGCGCCAGACCUGUUCAUCACGACGGCGACGUUCUGGAACUUGAUGAGGCGGCCAGACGAGCUUCCCCUCCCGACGGGGAGCUGGGCGCAUGACCUCGGCGCGUGGGCGCCGCCGACGCGCGAGCGGCAAGACUGGUGGGAGGUGCGAGUGCAGGAGGCAGUGGAGCACGUGGCACGUCGCCUGCACACGGUCUAUGGCGAGAACAAGUGGCCCGUCAUGAAGGUCCGUGCGCAAGACGACGUCGCCGUCCGGGUCGUCGAGCUGCUUCAGCAAGAGUCGGCCGCCGCCGAGACGGGCACGAGGUGGUCGCGAUGGACCGAGGACGUCGUCCCGACACUCGGCGCGUCGUGGCGCAGCAACCGCACGUGCGACGAGGUGCGCGAGCUCGCGCUCGGCGAGCGGAUCAAGGUGCUUGAGUGGGGCAAGGUCUUCGACGGGCAGCAGUUUCACGGCACCGUCGACGGCGUACACCCUCUCCCGCUCCCAGGCAACUGGGUGUACAGCAACAUGUGGCUCGACGUCCUGCGGCGCCAUGUCGAGCAGCAAUGCUAG
Messenger RNA from Rhodotorula graminis WP1, 1452 nucleotides. RefSeq lists its product as uncharacterized. The record is from RefSeq and is a predicted model, not a curated record. The coding region runs from base 1 to 1452 and encodes 483 amino acids. The transcript has 7 exons. Lineage: Eukaryota; Fungi; Basidiomycota; Microbotryomycetes; Sporidiobolales; Sporidiobolaceae.